UUAAGUGCCGUUUGAGGUUCAAACUUUGAUUCCCCUAACGUCUCCGUUAAUUGACGGAACAUUAAAACAACGCCACACACUUGUAACGGUAAGUAACGGCGACGUCGGUGCUAAUCCGUGUAUACGUUAUACGCAAUUCACAAAUAUAUAAAAACUAAAUAUCGUUUUUUUAUUUAUUUUUAUUAAAUUAAAUAUUCAAUUUUUCAUUGAUUCAACGUUCGAGGUUUUUUCGAAACCUUAGCUUCGCGAGAGAGAAAGAACAAUUCUUGCUCUCUUUGUUCUGUUCUAUGAGCUUCAGUUCAAUUCCCGCCACUUCUGUUAAAGCAUAGGUUUGUGAAGGAUAUGGAGGUGUAUUCAGAGGAGAUGUGUUGUUUGGAGAAUAAGCAAUCGACAGUUGCUUCUUGCUCGUCUUCUGAAGACAGUGGCUGUGGCAGUGCAAUUCAAAAGUCGCCUGGGAUAUGUAGCCCCACGGCUACUUCGACAUCGCCCUCACAUCGGAGGACGACAGGUCCUAUAAGGCGAGCUAAGGGUGGUUGGACAGCAGAGGAGGAUGAGACAUUGAGGAAUGCUGUUGCAGCUUUUAAGGGAAAGCAUUGGAAGAAAAUAGCUGAGUUUUUUAAAGAUAGAUCCGAAGUUCAAUGUCUGCACAGAUGGCAAAAAGUUCUUAAUCCAGAGCUUGUUAAAGGACCGUGGACACAGGAGGAGGAUGACAAAAUUGUUGAACUGGUGUCAAAAUAUGGGCCUACAAAAUGGUCCUUGAUUGCCAAGUCUUUGCCUGGUCGAAUAGGGAAGCAGUGUCGAGAGAGGUGGCACAAUCAUCUUAAUCCUGACAUAAAGAAGGAUGCCUGGACUUUGGAAGAGGAACUAGCCUUGAUGAAUGCUCAUCGUAUACAUGGGAACAAAUGGGCUGAAAUAGCUAAGGUCCUUCCUGGAAGGACUGAUAAUGCAAUAAAGAACCACUGGAAUAGUUCUUUGAAGAAGAAGUUGGAUUUUUACUUAGCUACAGGAAAACUUCCCCCAGUUCCAAAAAGCAAUCCACUAGUUGCUGCCAAAGAUACAAUUAAACGUUCUGCUACUAAACCAAUACUUGUUUCAUCUAAUAAAGAAUUAAAUGUCGCUGUCGACACAUCGUCUGAAACCACAGCCAUUAGUAAGCCAGAUGACAGCGGCAAGAACCAGUUUGAGUCCUCAGGGACAGCUAGAGACGUAGGCGAUUCUUCAAGUGUACCGACAAAUGAAUCUGCUGAUUUUGACUGUGUAGAAUGCGAGCCGGGACCAUCCAAUGUUGAUCUUGGCUGUGGAAAUUCAGAACAUAUAUCAAGAGUCAAUUUUGGAACAACUUAUGGGCCAAAAUCUGAGAAUUCUGCACUCAAUGGAAACCCAAUAACUGAGCAUUGUUUAAACAAUGGUAAAAUGAGCAAUAGCGAUAGCAGGUUAAUCGGGACAUCAGCACAAGAAAAUCAUACUUUUGGUUCUUUGUAUUAUGAGCCACCACUUUUACCUGGUUCAGUUCCUUUAGAUUCUCUUCACUUAAGUAUUCUCUCCAUGCAGAAUGAUUACUGUUCUAAGAUGUCACCCUUGGGUUACAUCACUCCACCUCGCGCGAGGGAUAGUGAAUUAUGUACGGAGACCCCUGAAUCAAUAUUGAGAAAGGCUGCUAAUACUUAUCCAAAUACUCCUUCCAUAUAUAGGCGGAGAAGAACUGGAGACCAACCACUUACUUCUCCUAGUAAAGUUUUAAAAGUCCACAAUGAUUCACAUGCUUCUAAUGAACCGGAUAGAACCAAGAAUAAUUCUGAUUCUGAAGCUCGGACGUUGUCUGACAGUCCUGCAAGCCUUGACAAUAAGAGUGUUAAUCUCAAUAAUAAGGCAUUCAAUGCAUCUCCACCAUACCGAUUAAGAACCAAACGAACAGCAGUUGUCAAGUCUGUGGAGAAACAACUUGAAUUUGCGUUUGACAAAGAGAAGAAUGAUGACAGUAUGAACGCAAUGGAAAAAUCUGCAAAGAGGAGCAAUGCUAUGACUGAGGAUUGUCUUCAUGAAAGAAAAUUGGUAGUGACGUAGUGCACAAAUUGGAUUAAGGCUGGUCAUGCUCUUGAAGCUGGCUGAUUGUUUCUCUAAAUUGAUAAGACACAGUUUUACCACUUUUUACCAAGUUAAUUCAUCAGAUUGCAGAGUCAAAAUGACUUGGCACUUAUCUACUUGAGCUUUGGCGCUUUUGUUUCCAUCACACAUCAACAUAAUUCAGCAAAAUUAGAUGUCUACUAUGUGUAGAAUAAGGAUUGAUAAAUUCCAUUUACAUGUUUAUAGAUAUAUUUAUUAUUUUUGUACAGUUACAUCUUAGAAAGGUAAAUCUUCUUAAGUUUGAUCAUUGUUUUAAGAUUUAUUCAAACCCUUAACAAAUAAUUCACUGCAAUGAGUGUAAGUUUAGUGCAAACUUUACACAGAAAUA
This is a messenger RNA of Trifolium pratense (red clover), 2452 nucleotides long. Its product is annotated as transcription factor MYB3R-5. Lineage: Eukaryota; Viridiplantae; Streptophyta; Magnoliopsida; Fabales; Fabaceae. The transcript has 9 exons. Bases 343 to 2064 code for a protein of 573 amino acids. The record is from RefSeq and is a predicted model, not a curated record. Gene Ontology annotation, biological process: regulation of DNA-templated transcription. Gene Ontology annotation, molecular function: RNA polymerase II cis-regulatory region sequence-specific DNA binding; DNA-binding transcription factor activity, RNA polymerase II-specific. Gene Ontology annotation, cellular component: nucleus.